AUGGACGAAUAUGGAAAAAAAAAAAAUAAUCUCAAUGGUCUUUCUGAUCUCUGGUUCUUGCUUAAGCUCGAACACAAAUAAAAAUAAAUUAUUGUGUUUAUUAUAGAUUUAAAAAUAACCUGAAAAUGUCACUGUAUAAUAUAGAUUCACGUGAGAAAUUUGAAAAUUUCAUAAAGCCACCAAUAUUAUCUGUAGUACAUUUUACUGCUGAAUGGUUAGUUGAAUGUACAGUAGUAUCAGAUGUCUUAAAAGAAUUACUGAAGAUUCCUGAAAUAAAAGCUAGCAAAAGCCAAUUUGGUGAGUGUGAAGCUGAAAAACUUGAUGAAAUAGUCUGGACAUAUAAGGUCGAAGCAGUUCCAACAAUAUUAUUAUUUAGGAAUGGUAAACUAGUGGACAGAUUGGAUGGUGCAAGUGCAAAAUUGAUUACUACUAAGAUCAAAGCCCAUUGUCUGGAAAAAGAAGUCUCUGAAAAAGAAGAUGUAAAUGUGUCACCGCAAAAACUGGAAGAUAGAUUAAAGGCUCUAAUAAGCAGACAUAAUGUUAUGUUAUUCAUGAAAGGGAACCGAGAUGCACCUCGUUGUGGAUUCAGCAGAACAAUAAUUCAGAUCUUGAACGAAACAGGAGUAUCUUACGAUACAUUUGAUAUCUUGACGGAUGAAGAGGUACGACAGGGUCUGAAGGAGUAUUCAGAUUGGCCAACAUAUCCUCAACUCUACGUUAAAGGGGAACUAAUCGGAGGUUUAGAUAUAAUUAAAGAACUAAAAGCUAGUGGAGAUUUGGAUGCUACACUCAAAGCAUAAUUAAUCAGAUUAGCAUCUACCUAUUGGUACAUUAUUAUUAUUUAUUGCAAUAAAUUGUCCUU
Molecule: messenger RNA, 862 nt
Organism: Achroia grisella
Lineage: Eukaryota; Metazoa; Arthropoda; Insecta; Lepidoptera; Pyralidae
Gene: Grx3
Product: glutaredoxin 3
Exons: 4
Coding region: 126-800 (224 amino acids)
Source: RefSeq, a predicted model, not a curated record